This is a messenger RNA of Candidula unifasciata, 474 nucleotides long. The record is from the annotation of a GenBank genome assembly. Lineage: Eukaryota; Metazoa; Mollusca; Gastropoda; Stylommatophora; Geomitridae.
AUGGCAGAUGUUGAUCAUGAAGAAACCUUUGAAGGGGCUGAUGCUGGUGCAUCACAGACCUACCCCAUGCAGUGCAGCGCCCUUAGAAAGAACGGCUACGUUGUGUUGAAGGGGCGGCCUUGUAAAAUUGUGGAAAUGUCCACCUCCAAAACUGGCAAGCAUGGUCACGCUAAGGUUCACCUUAUUGGAAUUGAUUUGUUUACGGGCAAAAAGUAUGAAGAUAUAUGUCCAUCCACCCACAACAUGUCAGUGCCAGUUGUGGAGAGACAUGAUUAUCAGCUUGUGAGUAUUGAUGAUACCUUUAUGGCGAUGAUGAAUGACAUUGGUGAAACCCGUGAGGAUUUGAGGCUGCCAGACAGCGACUUAGGCAAGGAAAUUAAGGAAAAAUACGAGAAAGAUGAAACCUUUUGUAUCACGGUCUUGAAAGCUAUGGGUGAAGAAACACCUGUUGGCAUCAAAUCUGCCAAAGACUGA